This is a messenger RNA of Bombyx mori (domestic silkworm), 5492 nucleotides long. It is a transcript of the gene Trs20, whose product is annotated as trafficking protein particle complex subunit 2. Lineage: Eukaryota; Metazoa; Arthropoda; Insecta; Lepidoptera; Bombycidae. The record is from RefSeq and is a predicted model, not a curated record. Gene Ontology annotation, biological process: endoplasmic reticulum to Golgi vesicle-mediated transport. Gene Ontology annotation, cellular component: cytoplasm; TRAPP complex; nucleus. The coding region runs from base 121 to 540 and encodes 139 amino acids. The transcript is spliced from 4 exons.
AUUGUCAAAACCAGAUUGACUGGAUUGACAGAAACCAAAAGUUUGACUUGAAAAUACAAAUUUUAGUAGGUGCUCUCAUUCACUUAAUUUAAUUAUUUUUAAAUUAAUGGGAAAUUUAUCAUGGCCGGCACAUAUUAUUUUGUUAUAGUCGGACAUUCUGACAAUCCUAUCUUUGAAAUGGAUUUCAUUCCUGUUACUAAAGAAACAAAGAAGGAAGAUAACAGACAUUUGAACCAGUUCAUAGCCCAUGCUGCCCUAGAUCUAGUGGAUGAACACAUGUGGAAAGUACCAAAUUGUUAUUUAAAAUCUGUUGACAAAUUCAACCAGUGGUUCGUGUCUGCUUUUGUUACAGCAAGCCAGAUGAGGUUCAUAAUAGUUCAUGAUACAAGAAAUGAAGACAGUAUAAAAAAUUUCUUCACAGAUGUCUAUGAGUGUUACAUUAAAUUGAUGCUGAAUCCAUUUUACAAAGAGGAUACGCCAAUCACAAUGCCUGCUUUUGAAAAGAAAGUUCAAUUUUUAGGAAAGAAAUAUUUAACUUAAUACUAAGAUUUGAACAAGAGAUUUUAUGGACAUAUAUAAUACCGUAAAACGGGGUGAAAAGGGACAAAAUUGAACUUUGCACCAUAAUUUUAUAGAGUUACAUUAAUAAAAGUGAAUAUCAUUUGAGUGAAAUGUAUGUCCGCUAACUUAAAUAAUACAAUAGUCUUUAUAAAAUAACAAUUAUUUAAUCGGUUAUUAAUUUAUUUACUAAAUACUAAACUGUUCCUUUUCAGACUGAAUGUGGGGUCAAUUGGGGCGGAUAAGGGGUUGCUAGGGAAAACAGGUCAGGGCUGUCAAAAGACAAAAAAUAUAAUUAAUACACAAUUAUGGAGUAGAUAGGUAGGACGUAAAUAAGAGUCGUCUGUAGGUAUUAUUAUUUAUUCUUAUUCUUACAGAAAUUUUAUCGUGAUGUCUUCUUAAAAAGCCACUGACAAAAUCAGUGUUCUGGCAUAUUAUUUGUGACUCUCUUAAUCUUUAUGUCUGAUCUAUCUAAAAAUCCUUUUACUAAAAGCCUUAAGUCGUAAGUGUCAAGCGGAUAGCCCCAUUCAGAACAUAUUCAAAUAUUCAAUGAUAUAUUUUUCUACGUCUCGACUCAAAACUGUUUACCCACCCGGUUUCUUCAUAACUUUAGUGUCUCUGUAGAACAGAUUUUAGAAUAUUGCAUUGUUUCGCUAUGCUUACAAAUGACAUUUUUGUGCUUUCAUAUUCUCGAAGAGCAGUUGUAAUAUUAUUCUCAUCGUAUUUUUUAUAUGUUUUGUUUUGAAUAUUUUUAUAAUUGCGAGGCAUACUGAAACAAAUAGUAGUACAGACCGUUCACCAUAAGAUGUCCCCUGCCUUGAGAGUUGGUAGCAUUUCCAACGGUGUUGCAAACAAUAUAUGCACCUUUUACCCCCCAUUAUCUUGUGUGUAAUGUAAAAUUAUUGUUUUGGCUUCUGUUGCUCUAAUAAAGACCCCCUAUAUUAGUUUUCUUCAAUAUCUUCAAAGUACAGAUAUCGACCUGGCUUAUUUUUAUUAUAUGUCUAGAUAAUAUAUAGCUAAAAGACUAGGAAGGUUGUAAAUUAUGACACAAUUUAAAUUUGAAAUUAUUUAUUUAUUGCAUUUUUACUGACUGUAAUAAUGGUCGAAAGAAACGAUUCCAGACAUAUCACUGUCACUUGCAUAAGCGUCGUCUGACGUAUCCGAAUCUGUGCUGCUGUCGUUUCCUAGUUCAAUUAUGAAUUUAUCCGUAAUAUUAUCCAUGCAGCCAUCACGUUCAUAAAAUUUGUCUUCUAAAUGUUUUACGUGUUCACACUGUUUUUGCCAAUCCUGAGGAGUUAUCGAUGAAAAAGCUUCUUCAGUUAACUUCACGAUAUUACCAGCUUCUUGGCCGACAUUAUUGCUAGCUACUCGUCUCUUUAAAAGACUCCACAUAAACUCAAUAACAUUUAAGUCACAGUGAUAGGGGGGCAACCUAACCACUUUAUGGCCAUGACUUAUCAAUAAUUGGUCAGCCUCAUAAAUGGGCGCUUCUUUGUGCUCUUUUAUAAUUUGAUAAAGCUCUGCUUUCAACAUUGUCGGUAAAUAAGACAAUUCCUUAUUUGUAAUCCAUUCUUGCAUUUGGAAUUUUGAGGAACUCAUAGUAGGUGCUUUAUUCACUUGUACUGUAUGAUAGGGAGCAUUAUCCAUGACGACUAACGAGUUUGGAGGCAAAUUGGGUAUAAGUUUCUCUGAAAGCCAUUUCAUAAAAUUUGUUCUAUUCAUAUCGUCAUGGUAGUUCCCUGAUUUACUCUGUGAUUUAAAAAUCAAUUGAGCAUUAGAAAUGAACCCCAUUUCUCCACCUGCAUUAACAAUAAUCCAUCGCAUUCCAGGAGAAUCACUUGUUAGUACUCUGUCCUCGUCACUUUUUUGCCAACAUUUUUUCAUUGCAUAUGAUGCGUGAAUGUAUGUUUUAUCUAAGAAAACUAUAGGCCGACCUUCUACACGAUUUUGCCUCAUAGUAUCGAUAUACUUGCGUCUUCAUGCAACUAUGUCGUGUCUUUCCAUUAAAAUUUUCCGCUUCGAACCACACUUUUUGUAUUGAAAUCCGAUUCGUUUUAAAAUUUUCCACAAAGUGGUUCGACCUCCACCAAAGUUUAAAUAUUCCUUAAUUCAAUAAGUAAUUUAUUCAAGGUAGGAACAACUUUUCUGACAUUAUUCUGGUUCAUUUAGCAAAAGUUCUACUUCUGUUGGCAUUGUCGUUAAUUCAUUGAGAGCUGCCAUUGUGGUCAAAUCUUCUGAACCAUAGUUGUUUUGUUCAUUUAAAUUGCUCCUGUCCAUGUGUUGGAUUAGUUCCUUAGAAGUUGUUUCUAUUAUUUGCGACGAUGACUCGUGAGUUGAAAUUUUGGUACGAGAUAUUUAUACAAGUCGAAGCUUUUUAGCUUCGAUUGAUUUACCUACCAUCUUAUUUUUCGUCUUUCUGAUUAACUGUGGUUCAACUAUUUCUUCAAAUGUCUGAUAGUUAAGACUUGUAGAACAGUUGUCAUCCUAAAUUUCUUGAACUGGUUUGUGGGCAUUAAAUUUUUUGUGUAGCUUACUUGAUCUGAAUUGAUUGGCCAUAAACCAUAACCUUUAAAGCCGUUAUUCAACGUAGUCUUAUUUAAUUUGGGUAAAAGCUUCUCCAAUAUAGGAGCAACAUCUGUUUUUAGUAAGGAUUUUAAUAAGUUAUCUGUUCGCCAUUCUAGGACUACUUUACGCCACAUUUGUCUGCUGGUUGCAAAAUCCGUGUCGCGUUGGGGUAUAGAGCUAAAAGUAUUAUACCAAGAUUUUGACAAGUUGAGUAAGCUGAAGUGUUGUGUGGCUUUUAUGUCCAUCCAAAAAAAGAAUUACUGGAAAAGUGAUAUUCAUCUCCAUUAGCGCUGGAUGCAGAACAUUCUGUAUGUACUGGAUGAAAAGCUCGGCCUUCAUCCAUCCAUUAUCUGACAAGCCAAUACCCCACUCGUUAGGCACAGACUUUUGAAUCUCAGGUCGCAUUCUUUUUAAGGGGUAAAUAAUCAUAGGUGGUUGUUACACAAUCCGCCGAAAAUGUGAACAUUACAGUAACACAUGAUUUAGCCUUAGCGUGAUACACAUUUUUGGUUCCCUUUAAAGCGAUAACUUUGGUGUUCUUUGGGCAUAAAAUAAAAUUCGUUUCAUCUCCAUUGUAAACUCUAGAUGGAUCACUCAAAAUAUGAAGGAGAUAAUUUUCUUUCAGAUAUUCUUCUACUUGUGUUAACCAGUUUCUAAUUUGUUUCUCUGACAACUUUGAGCUUGCUGAACAACAGCCUCUAAUGUUUGUAUAGAAAGCUCAGGAUGCCUCUUCAAAAAUAGUUUAUAUCAUCCCUCGCCUGGUGUAUUAUCUAUAAAACUGUCUGGUCUGGGAUGUUCAUCCAAAUACAGUUUGACGCUCUUUAUGAUAUCCUCUUUACGCCGUGGAAAUCCUUUUUUACUAGCUGCAUUUAUUUAUCUGACUAUCUCUUAAUCUUCUGCAUUAGACAGAACUGUAUCUGGAGCAGGUCGACUUUUGACAAAUUGGGUGGAUAUGCGUAACUGCAAAGUUGCUCGUGGGAUAUUAAAUUUAUUUGCAGCAGUUUUCUUACCCAUUCCAUUUUUAUGGCUUGCAAGGCUUUUUUUACAUCUUAUUCUGUAAAUGCUUUUGUAAUUUUUUUUCCAUCCGUAACCUUCGGUAUUUUAAAGCAGGGUAGGUACCUGGUACCUCUCUGUAAAAAAAUAAUACGAUAACGACGACUUCAUUUCCAUAAAAGCUCACAAACAGCUGUGAAAGAAAUAUGGCUGAUAACAGCGUUGCCACUACAGAUUAUUAGAUAUUCUACCCAAUAAAGUAUUGCAACAGUAAAUAAACAGGAAUUGUCUCUUAAACUGAAUUUUUAAAUCAGAAUGCCAAUCACUGGGGGGGUGCCAACAAUGCCUUAUGCCAAUUUGGUUUGCCGUAUUUCAUUAUUUAUUUAAAAAAUGUCUAUUCUUCGUUUGUUUUUUACUCCAUAAAGAUUUUUUAACGUUUCUACCACUUCGGAUUCAUGUUUAUCUAGUGCGUAGGUACUGGUCCUUGCUUCUCAUUUUGUCGCACAUGUCGCGCGGCACCUUAAACUUUGUACAGUUUCUAAGUUACUAAUUUAUUUCGCAUCUUGGUCUUCAUGUUGUUAACUUGACUAAAUAUCCUUUCAAAGUCUGCGUUACUGUGUGGAAUUUUGCAGUCGGUUAUAUCAAGGAUGUUUUUCCAAAAUUCGUGGGCUUCCCAGGUGCUAAUGUCUACUACGGUCGAAGAUUUGUUGACAUCUGGUAAAAGUCGUCACUCGUUAUCAAUUUUUUGGAGGUUACUUUCAAUUUUGACAAUUCCUGGUUGUUUUUGGGUGCUUGCCCACUUCCGUUAAUGUUGCCAUGGAAAUAGUCGCUAUUGCUGUGGCGCACAGCUUCUUCAGGUGAUAGAUGUUUAAAGAGCGGAAGUAUUUCAUUGGAAAACUCAUAACGCAUCCGAAUUUCCUUGCAGCUUGUAAGAGCCGAGUCUCUGAGCGUCGAAUGGCGGCGCCCUCCCCCCACACCGUUUAGUUUUUCGUGAUAUUUACUUUUUAAAACAUAAAUCUUCCACCGGACACCCUGUAUUGUGAUUUUAAUGGUAUUACAGCUAUUAUGUUAUUGAGGAAACUCUAUAAAGUAAACUUAUCUUCAAAAUGUUAUUAGUAUGAUUCAAGCUUCUGGUAAUUUUUUUCUGUUACAUAACUACCUACCAUAGCUACCUUGUGAUUUCUACAGACUCCGUAGACUGAAUGGACCUUUAGCUUGUUCACCUUCCUAUACAAAAAAAGCUAUAAAAGGUUCCACAAAUAAAUAAAUUAUUAUACCUACUUUAUUUUAUAUAAGCUAAGAAGGUAAAUGUUUAUGGAAAAAUUGAUGUUAAGACUGUAAAUAUUGUAAUUAAAAGUUCUUUACCAAAUAUCAAA